Messenger RNA from Anoplophora glabripennis (Asian longhorned beetle), 807 nucleotides. Its product is annotated as farnesol dehydrogenase-like. The coding region runs from base 4 to 753 and encodes 249 amino acids. Lineage: Eukaryota; Metazoa; Arthropoda; Insecta; Coleoptera; Cerambycidae. Gene Ontology annotation, molecular function: oxidoreductase activity. The transcript is spliced from 4 exons. The record is from RefSeq and is a predicted model, not a curated record.
AAAAUGGUGCUGUCUAUGGAACGAUGGGUCGGCAAAGUGGCCGUAGUCACUGGGGCUAGUUCCGGUAUUGGAGCUGCUAUUGCAGAGGCGUUGGCUGAGCAUGGGCUUGAGGUUGUAGGUCUGGCACGAAGGAAGGUUCGACUAGAUACCUUGGCUCUAAAACUCUCUGGCAAGAAAGGUAAACUGUACCCAUUGAAAGCGGAUAUAAGUAAAGAGGAAGACAUUAUAAACGCUUUCAAGUGGGUCAAAGAAAACUUAGGCCCAGUUCACAUUCUCAUCAACAACGCUGGUGUUUACACACAGACGGAUCUAGCAGAUGGAGACAUAGACAUUUGGAAGAACACCCUUAACGUCAACGUUCUCGGUUUGUCCAUAGCCACAAGGGAAGCUAUCAGGGAUAUGAGAGCAAAUAACGUAGACGGUCAUAUAAUACACAUCAAUACUGUUGCGGGAGUGUCGCCGAAGGCGAAUAUGUAUUCUGCUAGCAAAUUUGCAGUUAGAGCCUUGGCAGAAACAUUGAGACUUGAACUCCUUAAAUUGAAAUUAAAAAUUAAAAUUACUACUCUCAAGCCUGGCCUGAUAGAUACCGAAUCUGUACCGGAUUUUAUAAAGGCGAAAGUUCAAGAAACUGGAGGGGAGCAAAUGAUUGGGCCUGAAAAUAUAGUCGAUGGAGUUGUCUACGCAUUAUCGACACCUCCACAUGUACAAAUUCAAGAGCUUACGAUAAGAGGGGUGGAGGAAUAUUUUUGGUAAUAGAUAUUAAUAAUGUAAUUAUGUAAAAGACUAUUUCCUUAUGACUAUGAACCA